CAAGAAUCUAAAUUCCAGAAGUAUUGAUUGUUUUUAUGAUUUUAUCACUCUAUUGACCUUUUUCUCUCUCUUUGUUCUCUCUUUAGAAGUUAUGGUAUUUUUUGUCACUUUUAUUCAUUUCCAUAAGCUUUGGAUUCAUGGAUUUUGAUCAAUCCAAUAACAAUAAACCUUCUUCUUCUUCUUCUUCUUCUUCUUCAUCUUUUCAUUUUCGUUUCUUUCUCUUUGGCUUUUAUUGCUGGGAUUGGGAAUUUCUAACUGCUCUUUUACUUUUCAGUUUUUCAUCCUAAACUUUUUUCAAUUCCUUGUUACCAUAUUAAUCAUACCCCUUUUUCUUUAUUUAUUUUCCUUCUGUUCAUACAAAAACUUUAUAAGGAAAAAUAGGUGAAAGGGUAGAUCGGGAAGAAGAAAAUGUCUAAGAAGUUGGCAGCAGCACCAUUUUUGACCAAGACCUAUGAGAUGAUUGAAGAUCCUCUCACUAAUGAUGUGAUUUCCUGGGGUGAAAGUGGUAACACUUUUGUUGUAUUGAAACAACUUGAAUUUUCAAGGGAUUUGCUUCCUAAAUUUUUCAAGCAUAACAAUUUCUCAAGCUUUGUUCGUCAACUCAACACCUAUGGGUUUAGGAAGACUGUUUCGGAAAAAUGGGAAUUCGCCCAAGAGAAUUUUAAGAAAGGAGAGAUCGAGCUGCUUCCGACAAUCAAGCGUCGGAAGACCCAGUCCCCAGCAGUGGUAAGAUCUGUUGGAGUUGGCAAGAACUCACCUUCGAGCUCUGCUGCCGAAGACAUGGGGUCAACUUCAACAGGAUCAGUGGACCGAUCAGACUUAUCCAUUGAGAACAAAAGACUCAAAAUGGAUAACGAGAAGUUAACCGUUGAACUGACACUUGUAAAGAAAAAGUGCGAAGAAUUGCUUGCUUAUCUUCAGAGCAAUCUCAACAUCGGGGCUGAUGAAAUUAACCGGAUCCUUGGCAAAGGAACAGAUGGGUCCAGCCAUGAUACGGAUAAUGAUGAUGACAAUAUGGUACGUGAAUGUGGGAAGGGUUUGAAACUGUUUGGGGUUUGGCUGAAGGGAGAAGAGGGGAAAGACAAGGUGGAGAUGGACACUGCCAAGGGUAGCUGCCACAAGAGAGGGCGUGAAGACCCAAUUGAUGGUGCCAACAAUGAGUUCAAUGCCGUUGUCUAGGACAUAUGGUAAGGUUAUUGUUAUAGACUUUUUUGAGAACUUUUUAGUUUACAUUGGUCAAUGUUAAGAAGUGCAAGGAAUUAUACAAAUUUGGUGGUUGUUUAAUUGGAUAUUUUGUAGUUUUGUUUUGGUGAUACAUUUUAAAAGUGUAUGACUUUUACACAGCUAUGAUCGGAUCAAUAUUAUUGAUCUGCUUGUAGGAAUUGUUUUGUUAGUUUUUGUGGCAAUGAAGACGAUGUUUUGAAAUGGCUA
This is a messenger RNA of Medicago truncatula (barrel medic), 1431 nucleotides long. Its product is annotated as heat shock factor protein HSF24. Gene Ontology annotation, biological process: regulation of transcription by RNA polymerase II. The record is from RefSeq and is a predicted model, not a curated record. Gene Ontology annotation, cellular component: nucleus. Bases 409 to 1179 code for a protein of 256 amino acids. Gene Ontology annotation, molecular function: DNA-binding transcription factor activity; RNA polymerase II cis-regulatory region sequence-specific DNA binding. Lineage: Eukaryota; Viridiplantae; Streptophyta; Magnoliopsida; Fabales; Fabaceae. The transcript is spliced from 3 exons.